This is a messenger RNA of Klebsormidium nitens, 483 nucleotides long. Lineage: Eukaryota; Viridiplantae; Streptophyta; Klebsormidiophyceae; Klebsormidiales; Klebsormidiaceae. The record is from the annotation of a GenBank genome assembly.
AUGCCACCCCCCCUAGGGCCUCCCCCGGAAAAUAUCACCGGGCUCUCUUCUAGUACCACCUUCGUCGCCCUUUUCCCUGGCUCGAAACUUUUGUCGAAGGCGGCAGCCGGGCGAGAGGUCCUAAGCCGGCUCGACACCGCGCUCACUUUUCGGCUGUGCGACUCGCGCCCUUCGGACCUGGAGCGCGCGGCGAGCUUCAUACGCGCCGGGGGUGUCAGCGUCCGCCCAGGCGAGACCCCCUCGGGGCGGCGGCGGUCGCUCCUGCAGGCUGCUCAGAACGGGACGGGUGACGAGAGCCUGACGCCCUUCAAGGUGGCGCGGAAGCGGUUCGAGGAGCCGGCGAACGUCAUGUGUGACGUCAGCAGUGGAAUCCUGGCGACGGCGCUCGGGGCAGUGGGGAGGCGGGCGGGAGCGGUUCCAACAAAUCAAUGGGCGUCACCUUCAUCGUGCUGCAGGUCCUUACUGUCCUACUCAGCGGCGUGA